This is a messenger RNA of Purpureocillium lilacinum, 2184 nucleotides long. The record is from RefSeq and is a predicted model, not a curated record. Lineage: Eukaryota; Fungi; Ascomycota; Sordariomycetes; Hypocreales; Ophiocordycipitaceae.
AUGUCAAGCCUGCGGGGCCUGUACGGCCACAAGGGCGACACCGCCGGCCAGGACAAUCUGGGCGUCGACUAUGUAAUCUGCUACAAGGUCCCUCCCAAAGAACGCGCCGAAGCCGAGGCCGGCUUCGUGCAGGUCGUCGAGUCCCUCACGCGCGUCGGCCUCGCCACCGAAGUCCGCAGCGGCGACUCCGACUCCCUCCUCCUCUUCGUCAAGGCCGCCUCCCCGGACCUGCUCGCCCGCCACGUCUACCGCUCCCGCCUGCAGGACUGGCUCGGCGGCGUGCGCACCUCCGGGCCCGAGUCGGACGUCUCCCGCUCCCUCCGUGACGAGCCCGUCACCGAGGCCGAGCGCCUGCGCAUCGUCUACCAGAUCAUAACCCGGCCGCAGAACGAGGGCGGCGCCGGCAUCAGCGACUCCGCCUCCUCGGGCCCCUCCAAGCACGUCGCCGCCGUGUUUCCCCUCCACGACCAGGCCUUCAACAAGGCCUGGAUCCAGAAGUGGAGCGGAAAGUACACCAUCGACCAGUCCGACAUUGACGAGAUCCGCGACAAGUUCGGCGAGGACGUCGCCUUCUACUUUGCCUUCCUGCGGAGCUACUUCCGCUGGCUCGUCUUCCCGUCUGCCUUUGGCUUCGCCUGCUGGCUGAUCCUGGGGCAGUUCUCUUUCGUCUACACCCUCGGCAUUGGCCUCUGGUCCGUCGUGUUCCUCGAGUACUGGAAGAAGAAAGAGGUCGACCUCGCAGUCCAGUGGGGCGUGCGCGGCGUGUCCGCGAUUCAGCAGCACCGCCCCGAGUUCAAAUGGGAUUUCGAGACGGAAGACGCCAUCACGGGCGAACCGAGAAAGGUCUAUCCGCACAGCAAGCGCCUGCAGACGCAGCUGCUCCAGAUUCCGUUCGCUCUAGCCUGCGUGUUUGUGCUGGGCGGCCUCGUUGUUAUCUGCAACUCACUCGAGAUCUUCAUCAACGAGGUCUACGACGGGCCUUUCAAGCAAUAUCUAGCCUUCUUGCCUACGGUCCUCCUGGUCGUCUUUACUCCUACCUUCUCCGCUGUCCUUAUGGGCGCAGCCAACGUCCUGACUGACAAGGAAAAUUACGAGACCACGGACUCCUAUCAUGCGGCCCUGGUUCAGAAGCAGUUUGUACUGAACUUCAUGACAUCGUAUAUGGCCCUGUUCUUCACUGCGUUUGUAUACAUUCCAUUCGGCGAUAUCCUACUGCCGCUCCUCGAGUUCUGGCGGGCGACGGCGCAGGUUGUCACCUUUAGCGACAAGGCGCUCCCGACGCAAAAAUUCCAUAUCAACCCGCAGCGAAUCAGCAGCCAGAUGUUCUAUUUCACUGUCACGGCUCAGAUUGUCAACUUUGCGACCGAAGUAAUCGUUCCCUACGUCACGCACAAGGCCACCGCCAAGGCCAAAGAGCUGCAGGGCAAGAAAGCCCCAGCCAACGAUCCGGCGGAAGAGGUAGACUUUCUGAGGCGAGUACGCGAUGAGUGUGAGCUAGAGGCGUACGAUGUGACUGGAGACUACAGGGAGAUGGUAAUGCAGUAUGGCUACCUUUCGCUUUUUUCGGUUGCCUGGCCGCUCGCGGCGUGCUGUUUCCUCGUCAACAACUGGGUUGAAUUGCGGUCAGAUGCGCUGAAGAUUGCCAUCAGCUGCAAGCGACCUAUCCCGUGGCGAUCCGACUCCAUCGGCCCCUGGCUCACUGCCAUCGGUUUCUUGUCCUGGCUCGGCAGCAUUACGAGCUCUGCCAUUGUGUAUUUGUGCAGCGGCUCGCGCAACGGAGCCAGAGGAACGACGUCGCAGUUCACAGCGUGGGGCGUGCUCCUCAGCAUCCUGCUGGCCGAGCACUUCUACCUCGCCGUGCAGCAAGCCGUACGAUACGUCAUGGGCAAAGUGGAAAGCCCAGGCCUCCAGCGGGAGCGCAAGGAAAGAUACCUAAUGAAGAAGAAGCUCCUCCAAGAGAACCUGGGCGAGGAUGCAGCGGAGAAGGCGUCUGCUCCAGGGGUCGAGACGACGGAAAAGAUCACCAGGGCAACACUCGAGGAGGAAGCUCGCCAGGCAUCCGUCCGAGGGCAAGGGACAGCAGAAGAGAUGUUCUGGCAGCGCCAAAGAGGCAUGCAAGAAACAAUAUUGAUCGGCCGCAAGCUGAUUGCACAGCAAGCAGGGCGAUCCGGCACCAAGUCCUAG